CUAAUAUCGGGCCGAAAUGGGGCAUAGUUCGAAGAAGAAGAAGCGCAGCCAGGGCCGGCGUAGCAAGGGCAGGGCUUCGUCGAAGGAUCAGGACUCUCACGGCGGCGAUGGCAACGACCUUCUUUCAGAGGAAAUAACCGCACUCCGUUGGUGGGCCCAUAAAAAUCAAGAUGGUAUCCUUCCCAGCAAAACCAAGGGUGGCACUUCAUAAAACAGAAGGAAACUUGUCACCAGCGGGGGUAGUAGGACUGAAGGUGGUGGGGAGUUGUCACUUCUGCAAUGCAAGCUUAUACUUCUUUUAGGGUGCAGCCGUUCUUAUAAUAAGAAAAGGUUUGCAAUGAAUUAAUCAGAAUGAAAAAUGGAGACGAUGGAGCCCUUAUGGUCUGGAAUAAUAGAUCUAACAACCUUUUACAAGUAAUGACCAUUAGCAAAGCUGCAUGCCAGUGGCUUAUUAUGCUGCUGCCAUGCAUCCAUUACAACUAGUCUAGUCAAGCUCUGAUGGGCAUAUCUUCUCCACUAGUUUUGCUUAGGUGUGCAAUAUUUCAAGAAGAUUGCAAAGUUGUUUCAGAUUCACCUACUCUAAUUAACAUCAAGCUCAGACCAUACUCAAAGGAUGCAGGCUAUGAGGAUUUAGAUGUUUCUGCUCUUCUCUCAGUGAAGUGUUUAUCUGGCUAUCCAUACAAGUGCCCUAAGCUUCGGAUAACUCCGGAGAAAGGUUUGUCAAAAGCUGAUGCUGAUAGCCUUCUAUCCUUGCUUCAAGACCAGGCUAAUUCUAAUGCUCGAGAAGGUCGUGUUAUGAUUUACAAUUUGGUUGAGGCUGCUCAAGAGUUCUUGUCUGAAAUCGUUCCAAUGGGGCAGCUGCAUAAAUCUGUUCCACACCAGGAAACAGAUAGAAGCGAUCAGUUAUCUCUGAAGGAUGCAGCAGGUUCAUUUAACAAGAGUUCUUAUAGGGGACAUUUUGUUUAUGGCUUCAUAGAUCUUUUCAGUGUCCCUGGUGAGUCAUGGCAUUGGAGUCUUGAGCUCGAAGAUAAUAUACGUGCCCAUGCUCUGGAUGGAUCUAAACAAGGAGAGGUGCUAGAGAAGAAGGUUGACCAGUAUGUGAAACCAUCUGUGAAUCAGGAGACAAAGCAAGCUCCUUUACUUGGUUCAGCUAAACUAGACACUCUGGAAGAAGAGUGUGAAGCUCAUAGUAAGAGCUUAUCUUCCAGUGAUACAAGUAUAUCAGCAUCAGGGGGAUCAGUUGGCAACUGUUCCACUGAUGUGACUAAGGAUUAUUUUUUUCACGAUCAUCCUGAAGAAAGUAAUGAUGAGGAUUUAGAUAGUAAGUCUUCAGAAUCAGCAUCUUCUGAUUAUUUGGUCCCUAAUGAAUUAUCUCAGGACAUGGAAAGAGAUUUGAUUCUGGCUCACCUUAUUCGCCUUUCUUGUGCAUCAAAAGGACAGCUAGCUGAUGCUUUACCUGAAAUAACAUCUGAGCUAUACAAUCUAGGUAUCAUUUCAGAAAGAGCGCAGGAUUUAGCUACUAAACCAUCUACACUCUUUGACCAAACUUUUAAUCAUGCUUUUGCUCAGCGAAUGGCCUCAUCUAAAAUCUCUCAAUUCUGGAAAACUGCUUCUAAUUAUGGAGGUCAGAAUGCUUCAUCUGUUCCAAGUUCUCGAUAUCUCAAUGACUUUGAAGAGCUGCAACCCCUUGGUCAUGGGGGAUUUGGUCUUGUUGUACUGUGCAAGAAUAAGCUAGAUGGAAGACAGUAUGCUGUCAAGAAGAUUCGAUUGAAAGAUAAAAGUCCACCAGUUAAUGACCGAAUACUACGAGAAGUAGCUACUCUUGCCCGGUUGCAGCACCAGCACAUUGUGCGUUACUAUCAGGCAUGGUAUGAGACAGGAUUUUCUGGUUCCUAUGCUGAUGCGACAUGGGGCUCAAAGACUGCAGAGAGCUCCAGUUUUAGUUAUUUGGGUCCAAGUUCUGCAGAUAAUGAGAAUAAGCUUGAAUCUACGUAUCUUUAUAUUCAAAUGGAGUAUUGCACAAGGACCCUGAGGCAGAUGUUUGAAUCUUAUAAUCAUUUUGACAAGGACUUAGCAUGGCAUCUGUUUCGCCAAAUUGUGGAAGGCUUGGUACAUGUCCAUGGGCAGGGAAUUAUCCAUCGUGAUUUGACUCCUAAUAACAUCUUUUUUGAUGCCCGCAAUGAGAUCAAAAUUGGAGAUUUUGGUCUUGCUAAGUUUCUGAAGCGAGAACAACUGGACCAGGAUCCAGAUCCUGCAGAAAUGGCUGGAGUUUCUUUAGAUCGUACUGGCCAAGUUGGUACCUAUUUUUACACUGCACCUGAAAUUGAGCAAGGGUGGCCAAAGAUUGAUGAAAAGGCUGACAUGUACAGCUUAGGAGUUGUCUUCUUUGAGCUAUGGCACCCAUUUGGAACAGCUAUGGAGAGGCAUAUUGUUCUUUCUGAUCUUAAGCAGAAGGGUGAACUUCCUCCAGCAUGGGUUGCUGAAUUUCCAGAUCAGGUAUCCUUAUUACAGCGCUUGAUGUCCCCAAGUCCUUCAGAUCGUCCAUCUGCCACUGAACUACUCCAACAUGCUUUUCCUCCUCGGAUGGAAUAUGAAUUGUUAGACAAUAUUUUGCAAACAAUGCAUACUUCAGAAGACACCGGUGUUUACGAUAAAGUUGUGAAUGCUAUAUUUAAUGAGGAGAUUCUAAGCACCAAAGACCAUGAUGAGAAUGUCAGAAGAUUAGUUUUGGCUAGAAAUGAUACUUCAUCUAUCCAGUACACAGAUUUUGACACUGAAAUCCGAGACCAGGUUGCCGCAGUAGCAGUGGAAGUAUUCAGACAGCAUUGCGCUAAGCAUUUGGAGAUAAUACCUAUGAGGUUGCUGGGAGAUUCUCCACAGCUAAAUAGGAGUGCUGUCAAACUUUUGAGUCAUGGGGGAGACAAGAUAGAGCUUUGCCACGAGCUGCGAUUACCCUUUGUGAAUUGGGUUGUUGCAAACCAGAAAUCAUCUUUCAAACGUUAUGAAAUAUCAUAUGUUUAUCGGAGAGCAAUUGGUCAUUCACCACCAAAUCAUUACCUUCAGGGGGAUUUUGAUAUUAUUGGAGGUGCAUCAGCUUUGACAGAGGCAGAGGUCAUCAAGGCAACAAUGGACAUCAUGAAUCGGUUUUUUAAUUCAGAAUUAUGUGAUAUUCAUCUAAAUCAUGGAGAACUACUGGAGGCAAUUUGGUCUUGGGCAGGAAUAAAGGUAGAACAUAGGCAGAAAGUGGCAGAGCUUUUGUCGUUGCUAGGCUCUUUGCGUCCUCAGUCAUCUGAAAGAAAGUCAAAAUGGGUGGUGAUAAGACGGCAACUUCGACAGGAACUCAAUCUUGCAGAAGCUGCUGUAAAUAGGUUGCAGACAAUAGGGCUAAGGUUUUGUGCAGUUGCAGACCAGGCCCUUCCUAGGUUGCGAGGUGCCCUUCCUGCUGACAAAUUUACGCGCAAGGCACUUGAUGAAUUGUCAGAGCUCUUCAGCUAUCUAAGAGUGUGGAAAAUUGAGAAACAUGUGUUCAUUGAUGCCCUUAUGCCACCAACUGAGAGUUAUCACAAUGAUUUGUUUUUUCAGAUAUAUUCAAGGAAGGAGAAUAAUCCUGCAUCACUUAUGGAAGGGACAUUGCUUGCUAUUGGUGGUCGGUAUGACUACCUGCUUCAUCAAAUGUGGGCUAGUGAUUACAAAUCAAUUCCUCCUGGUGCUGUUGGGGUCAGCAUUGCCCUUGAGACAAUAAUUCAGCAUUCUUCUGUGGAUAUCAGACCAUUUAGAUAUGAUGUGAGCAUUAGUGUACUAGUUUGUUCUAGAGGAGGUGGUGGCUUACUGGAAGAGCGCAUGGAACUAGUCGCCGAACUGUGGGAGGAGAACAUUAGGGCUGAGUAUGUUCCUGUGUCUGAUCCAAGCCUGACAGAACAGUAUGAAUACGCGAACGAGCAUGAUAUUAAGUGCCUUGUCAUCAUAAGAGAUACCAAUGUGUCCCAAAAAGAUUCAGUUAAGGUCCGUCAUCUUGAGCUAAAGAAGGAGAAGGAAGUUGAAAGAGAAGACCUUGUCAAGUUUCUAGAAGCAAUGGCAGCACAAUCCAAAAAUCCAUCAAUUUGGAACAAGACGAGGGCUUCUGAUUCAAUUUGGAACCCAAUGCAACCCUGAGGACAUUCCUUCCCUUGUCAGUUGAACUUAAGAUCUGCACCGACAUGCACCUAAUUAUGGUCCCCUCCAAAGAACAACCAACAGAUGCUGAAAACCAGCCAACAUAAUAUGUUCAUCAACAGAGCAACCCAACAAAUACUGAAAAGAGUUGCCCUGAAAGGUAAAGGAAAUCAGGCAAUCAGUUUUGCGGCUUCAUUUUUGCACAUUUCAGCAGUUCUUCUGUAUAUUUUUUUCUCAUUACAGUGUUGUAAAUUUGUGUGGGCAAAAUAGCACAUUCUGCCAAAUAAACAGGCUAGAGAGAUUUUUACUUGUAUAUUACAGUUUUGACAAUAAAACAAUGAGAAUUUCUUCA
Molecule: messenger RNA, 4504 nt
Organism: Diospyros lotus (date-plum)
Lineage: Eukaryota; Viridiplantae; Streptophyta; Magnoliopsida; Ericales; Ebenaceae
Product: eIF-2-alpha kinase GCN2
Exons: 32
Coding region: 499-4152 (1217 amino acids)
Biological process (GO): mitochondrial translation; protein phosphorylation
Cellular component (GO): mitochondrion; cytosol
Molecular function (GO): ATP binding; protein binding; eukaryotic translation initiation factor 2alpha kinase activity
Source: RefSeq, a predicted model, not a curated record